AUGGAAGCAAAUGAGCAGAGUGGUUUUUACGAAAGGUUUGUGUGUGCCCAGUUGGUCUCUAUGAAUGAUAAAGAUGAAAUGAUAACAUCAGUUAAAAACCAAUACGUCGUUGAGGAUUCCGAGUAUGAACAACAAUUUAAACUUUUGAUUCUUUUGCUUAGCAAUGCAGAUGGUAUUAAUCUGAGUAGCUUUAUCUCUAUCUUGGGAUUACAUUUUCUCAUUUCAUCUGAUCCUGAUCAGACUCUCCUCCCGUGUAAACCAUUGCUGACCAUGAUGGCGAUGACGAAGACGAUGCAAAAGAGGUCAUUCCUUCAUUUAAAAACCGUCCAUUCUUUUGAGGUUGGUAAAUGGGUAGACGACGUAAGUUGUCGCAUGUCGGCCGGCGAGAUGGCUCAUUGGUUCGAAUGCUCGCUGAGUCAAAAAUCUCAAUGGCUAUCAUAUACUCAGCGUAUAUGA
Molecule: messenger RNA, 456 nt
Organism: Helobdella robusta
Lineage: Eukaryota; Metazoa; Annelida; Clitellata; Rhynchobdellida; Glossiphoniidae
Exons: 3
Coding region: 1-456 (151 amino acids)
Source: RefSeq, a predicted model, not a curated record